AUGUCUCCCCUCCCCGCCCCCCGCUCUACCAUCAAGAUCGCCCAUGUCUCUGCAUGGUCCGUCAAGCGGAGCCCCCUCGCCUUCCCCUCCACGUCUCCCAGCCCAGACGACAUCGCGACCACGGCAAGAAAGGCCGCUGCCACGCCAGCGCUUCUGCUGGGGAGCGUCAUGGCCGCCAGGAGCAAGGCGGCAGGCUCCGGGGCGAUCGAGCAAGGCAGCAAGAUCACGCUCGCAUGA
Guillardia theta CCMP2712 is the source of this 237-nucleotide messenger RNA. RefSeq lists its product as hypothetical. The record is from RefSeq and is a predicted model, not a curated record. The transcript has a single exon. Bases 1 to 237 code for a protein of 78 amino acids. NCBI's taxonomy places the organism in Eukaryota, Cryptophyceae, Pyrenomonadales, Geminigeraceae.